This is a messenger RNA of Sphaerulina musiva SO2202, 3928 nucleotides long. RefSeq lists its product as uncharacterized. NCBI's taxonomy places the organism in Eukaryota, Fungi, Ascomycota, Dothideomycetes, Mycosphaerellales, Mycosphaerellaceae. The transcript has a single exon. Bases 49 to 3726 code for a protein of 1225 amino acids. The record is from RefSeq and is a predicted model, not a curated record.
ACCAUCGACAUGCUGCGCUAGCGGCACCAGCGGCUUGUGGCAGACAGCAUGGAAGCAUACCCACCCGACUAUGUCCAGCACAAUUUGCCACUUGUCUUGGUGUCAGGCUUCGGGGAAUUAGACAACGAUGGCUCGCCUCCUGGCCGACAAGAAUAUGGUGCUCGUAUAUCAACGCAGUCCCCAGAAUGCCUUUCCGACCAGGCAAAGCGUCUCCUUCAGGGUCUGAGGGCUUUAGACGGCACUGGAUGUGCUUGGAACUCUACAGCCUUGCCAGGAUCCACCGGGAGUGUCCGUUACCAGAUCAAGACCGUUGGCAGGUCGUAUACUCUACCUGCACGGAAGGCUGCUCCAUUACCAAAGGUACCUGGAUCAGAGUCUCCUCCUGUCGCUCGGAAUGCUGAGCUUCAUUCUCCAUUGUCUCCGCUGUCGCCAGGCUCUCCCGUGUUUCCAGACGGCGUCUUUACACCGCUAUGGCUACAUAAACAUCAGCACCAAGUCCCGUGCCUCUUUGUGGCUGUCUUUCAGAUUCGAGCAAACGAGGCCUCGCAGGACGAGCGCCUGAGAGGAGAUAUCAACGCCAUCAAACAUGCCCUGACACGGUCAAUGUUCAAGACACGUCUCGCUGUAAUUCUCAUCAGUGAUCGUAGUAUCCUUGAUGCGCCUGAUCUCGAAGAUCGGAUAGCAGUGAUACGCAGAGCGGCGGGUCUCGAUUCUAAAACAGGUCUUUUCUUUAUGCCGCCAAUGUCUGCAGAAGCGGAAAUCACAAUAUUCGUGCAAGAUAUGAUGCGAUUGCUACAGCCAUCUUGUAUAGAGUACUACAGAGAUCUGACGAAGCGUGCUCGACGGAAGAAGGCGAGGGGCGGGCCUCCUCCUCUUUCUGGUACUCCAGUUGGAGGUGCAUCCCAAGCUACAACCCAGUCGGGAUGGAAUGUGCGCUAUGAGGUCAAACAAGGCGUCUUUGCCGAGUUCAGACAGGAAAUGGAUGUGGCAGAGCGACAUUUCUCUGCGGCUCUGGAGGAGCUCUUCACCACUGAAGGUGGUGUAUUCGAGACGACUUCGAAUUGGUCUCCACGAUGGGACGAAGUGAGAUUGCUGUCGGAUGCAACUGCUCUACGUAUAUUGCGUUGUCAGCUUUGGAAUGGCCAAACUACAAGGGCCGUGCAGUCGUGGGUAAACUACAAGAGCCGCGUGCGGGAUCUGCUCGACAGACGUGGAAAGGGAUCCGCAACCUAUUGCUGGAACGCAUGGGAGAGUCAAUGGGCGAAUAUCAUGUCGCAGCUCGUCCAGCUCGCAGACAUAACUCCGCUGCGCAAGUCACAUGACACCGGGAGCGAUCAACCAGGGGUUCAAGUGUACGCGCAACCAGAAAAGGGAGCAGCAAUAGGGGAACGACUGCCUGCAUGGUAUUCUCUCCAUCAUUCCGGUUAUUGGCUUCGACUUUUCGCCAAAGGCAUACGUGCUCGCUGGGAGAAGGCGUUGGCCAUUCCAGAAGAAGAUCGUGUGCCUCCAGGUCAGUCACCAGCGUCUUCGGUAGCUAAUCGGUGGCAAACAUACGACUCGUACCUCGUCCCAGAUCCACAUCAGGAAGCACCAUUGUCAGGAGAAGGUGCCUACGAUCAUGUCACUGAGCUCGGAAGAGCUUGUAUUCGAGCUGCGGAAGAGUUUGAAGCGCGCCAACAAGCUCGAAUGAGUGAGCAAAUCAAGCUGGAGCUGGCGGAGGACCUCAUCGAUGCUGGGAGUCGAUCAGAUGCUCUGCAACUGCUCACAGUGCUGUGGGAAGAAUCCACGUGGCGAGCCGACGACUGGCACAUACCGUUCAGGCGCUUGCUGCUCAUGCUUUUAGGAUGCGCACGGCACGACCAAUCACCCCAGCUCUCAUCCACGAUACCUGCUGUGGUCUGGGAACUGCUUGCGAUUGCGCAUAUCGAUGCCCCAGAUACGACUCUUGACCUGACCAACUGUUUGCAUGAUCGACAAGGGGAAGAGCCCAUCUCCUUGACAUUCACUGAUAAAACCAGGCUCUGCCCAUUCACCACUCAUUUCGCAUUUGGCACUCUGAGCAGCUAUGUCGGCGAAGCACAAGAAUGUCAGUUGACGUUGAAGCUCAAUGCUCCGCCAACUACUAAGCCGCUCCAGAUUUCAUCUGUUGCAGUGAAGCUCGGCAACAAGCAGGUGAUCAUCCGCCACGACGGAGCAGAAUCGGAUGUUGCAAUUGCAACGCCACUGCAGUCACUACAGUCAAUGCGAGAGCUCGACGAUGGCAGUUUGGAGUCAUCAGCAGAUCUACGAUUCCGCCCACAGACUGCCAAAACGCUAGAGUUUGCCGUCAUGCUACGAGAAGCUCGUGUAUGUGAUGUCGAUGAUGUUGUGAUCCAUGUCGAAACAUCAAAGUUUGCCCUGCGACAUAGAUUGUCACAGGAAAGCAUCUUGCCCACGAACCGAUGGCGUAUCGCAAAGGACGGCGUCAUGGACACUUUCUUGCUUCCACAUAUGGACUCACGUUUCAUGGCCAUCCAUCCUAAACCACCAAAAGUACAAAUCGCGCUUCAAGACCCGCGAAUACAGUACUUCACGGAUGAGCAUAUCCGCCUCAGCAUCAAACUAUACAAUGGAGAAGCCGAAGCUGUGACAGGCGCCAUCACACCCCGGAUCGAGAGCACCGAUGAUGAUCAGGCGCUCGACCUCAAGUGGGCAGGUGACGAGCCACCAUUUGACAUCACAAAAACCGUCUCUAACCUCGCCGCCUCUGCGAUUGUGAUGGUAGAACUUUUCGUCUACGCGCCACCUGAGGCAACUACAGUAACAUUGGCCUUGGAUAUGCAAUACACGCUGGCAUCAGAUCCUGGUACUACAUUAACGAAAACAACAUCGAUUGAUCUAAAGAUUGUGCCUGCUUUCGAAGCUAAGUUCACGUUCGCGCCUCGAUUACAUCUGGAUCCUUGGCCGAGCUACUUCUCGGCGCCCUCUACCACAGAAGACGUUCUAGAUGGCGUGAAACAAUUGUGGCACCUUGGAGCUCAGUUAUCUUCUCGUACAGAUCAAGAAAUCCUGGUGCGAAAAGUGGAACUCGCGGUUCAUGAAGUGCAGGGAGGCGCGUUGUGUACCAUCGGAAAUGCGAUUCAGGAGAAGGAAGAAGAAGAAACACUUUCUCUCGGUCCAGGAGAGAAAAAGGUGUCCGACUUCCAGCUGACAACACAGAAGUUCUCCCUCGACGACAGACGACCUACCCAUCUCGACCUAUCAUUGAUUGUGACGUGGUCGACGACCACAGGCUCCGCAGCCGAGGAGGCAGCAGAAACCAUCAUCGCAGCACCUCGUUUGACGAUUCCAACGACCGAGCCCAGAGUAUUGUGUACCAUCUCGCAGAGGGAGAAGACGAAGAAUGAAGAGUACCACAUAUUACAAUACCAUCUCGAAAACCCUUCGACCCACUUCCUCACUUUCGCUGUGACGAUGGAGGCUAGUAAUGAGUUUGGAUUCAGUGGACAUAAAUACCGAACGAUGAGUUUGGCUCCUCUGAGUCGACAUCAUGUCGAGUACCGAUUGCUGCUACACGAGGAAGUCGAGGAGGGGCGUUGGAUCAAGCCGAACUUGCAGGUUGUGGAUUCUUAUUACAAUAAGAACUUGAGAGUGAAUCCGGGAGGGCAAGGGGUUCAGUUGGGUAAGGAAGGGGAGAUUAUGGUGUGGGCAGGAGGAGUACCUAGUGGGGAAGAGGGACGGACGUAAGAGAUGAGGGUGAGAGUGAACUGAAGGGCGACCGGCCAAUGAUGCAAAGGCAGCAGAGUGAAGCUGAACAAGGUGGAAUAUUUCCGCCAGUGGGCGGAAUAUCAAUCCUCAAGUGAAGCAGUAAGGUCAGGUAUAUAACCAACGUGAUAGUGGAGGUUAUAGUAAUUGAUACCUGUAUGCACAUGCACAUGCAUAUGCUAUA